This is a messenger RNA of Zygosaccharomyces rouxii, 3228 nucleotides long. RefSeq names its product Msc3p (gene MSC3). Lineage: Eukaryota; Fungi; Ascomycota; Saccharomycetes; Saccharomycetales; Saccharomycetaceae. The transcript has a single exon. The record is from RefSeq and is a predicted model, not a curated record. The coding region runs from base 1 to 3228 and encodes 1075 amino acids.
AUGGGUCUUCUUACGCAACGUAAGGAACAUAAGGUUCCAGACCUUUCCCGUUAUGACUACUACUACCAGCGCAAGGACGACUAUAACAAGUCUCCACGUCUGUCAGCGGCAGCUGCUUAUGCUGCAUCCCGUUCUAGGGGUAAUCCAGUUCUAGUACAACAGCGCUCUCAAUCUCUAACACAACCACGUAGGGUUGUUAGAACAAGACCUCGUACCAAAUCUAGAGGUGCCGUUGAAGCUAGAGAGGCUAGAGAGGCUCCUAGAGCAGAUUCCAUUAUGAGGGAUGCAAAUUUCCAAGACACUAAAGGAACGAAGAGUAUUACAAGGAGAACUAUCAGACGUAUCAACGGCGUGGAUUAUAUGGAGACCGUUACCACUACACCUUUAGAAGAUGAAGACAAUGCUCGUCAUUUUAACGAAUUUUCUGAACCCGUUGAUAAUUAUGCCGAUGAGCACCCAGUAAGAAGAGUUAGAAGAGUUAAAAAAACUGCACCAUCUUCACCAAAGAGUGUACGGAGUACAAGAACACAAAGAGGUCCUAUAAGUCCACCCAGAAGUCCUGUUAGAUAUCACCGUCCAGAAGACUAUCAAUAUGAAGAACCAGCUCAAGCUGAAUCAGAAUUUGCGCCCCCAGCUGCUGCCCCAGUUCGUCGUACGACUAGUACGACAAGGCCCGUGCGUUCCAGAUCUACAAGAUCAGUUCGUAAAGCUGGUUCAGUGCCACAGUCCGCCGUUGUCGCAAACGCUGCAGGUGAGAGACGUUUGACGGAGCAAGAAAUGUAUGCUAGAGCUCUCGAAAUCGCUCAACGUAAUGUCUACAGCGGCAGCGAUUUCUCGCCAGAUGUACUUGACAGCGCUAGCUCCCAAGAUGGACAAGCACCUUCCAGAAUGGGUCAACGGUCAUUAAGAAGAGAUAGCGGUAGAGGCAAGAAGAAGUUUACUCUAUUCAACAAGGAUAGAGAUGCUGGAGCUGCAGGUGCUUUACCUGCAGCAGAUGCUCCCCGUGCUUCUGGUGCCUCGUCGUUAGAUAACCGUUUGGGACAAAACGUCGAGCCUACUGCUGUUUCUGCUUCUACAGCUUCGAGAAGGAACUUAUCGGAUGAAGAGAUGUAUGGUCAGGCAUUGGCCAUGUCCCAGAAUAAGUCGCAACGUAAUGUUGAGGAACCAGAAUCGGGAACUCAACCUUUAAAUCUUGGCGGUGUGGAAAAGGAUGUUCGCUCACCUCAAAGUAAUGCUGCUGCCUCCUUCGUUACACCAGCUCAGACGAUUGAUGAAAACUACGAGGAAAACUUUGAAGAUGCUAAAAAUUACGACGGUGAAUGGAAGGACGCUCGUCCAAAGGGUGGCGCUUACGGUAAUUACGAUUAUCCAGUCGAAAAUGGCGACCGCUACGAUUUUGAAGAACCUGAGCCUGAAGCUGAACCUGAGUACAUAGAGCCCGAGCUUGAGCGGGAAUAUGUGGAUCCUGAGCGUUUACCAAAAGCCGCUCCUGAGUACGAACCUGAGUAUCAAACAGAAGAAGUAUACGAACCAGUUUACGAAAAGAGGGAAGAGAGAGCACCAAUUAAAAGAAACGUUAGUGGCUACUCUAGACGCUCUGGUGUUGCACAAGACGAAGCUUUGCAACAACCAAAAAGAAGUGGUAGUGGCUAUUCUAGACGUUCCGGUAUUGCUCAAGACGGAGCCUUGCAACAACCAAGAAGAAGCGUCAGCGGCUACUCUGGACGUUCCGGUCUUGCUUCCGGUCUUGCUUCCCCUAUCGACACUACUAAGAGUGGGUUCUCUAAUCCUAUUGCAUCUCCUGAAGAAGUUAGAGCAGGUGAUUUGCAAGCAGCUGGUGCCAACAACGUGGGCGCUUCUGCCCGUUCUCCUUUGCGCUCACAAGUAGGAAAACAGCAAACUGUGCAAUCCCCUAUUCAAUCUCCCUUGGAAGAUUCUGCAGCCCGUGGUGGUUUCGAUAGUGAAGCAGAACUCGGUGGGCUUGGUGGUGCCGCAGCUGCCGGUGGUGUCGAGCCUGCCAGUAGGCGUAAAUCUAAGGGAUUUAGUUCUGGUCUCUCAAGGUUUAAGACUAGAAAGUCUUUGUUCGGUGGUAAACCAGAUGAGCAACCAUUACCUGAUCUGCCCAAAACAGAUUUGACGCAAGCUGGAGCGGAAGACUCAGAAAUCGGUUAUAGCCCAGCUCACAAAGCUCAACAAUAUGAGGGUAAGACUUCAGAAAGCCGUCCAAAGAAUAAAUUGAAGUCCAUGCUUAAUAAAGUGGUCGAAUUUGGUGCUGAAAAUAGCGGUUACCAACCUCCACGCGGGGUAAAAGAGCAACAAAAAGCAGAAAAGACUGGUGCAGGCUUUUUGAGGGAAGGUGAAGGUUCUGUCCCAUACACUAAGCACCAAAGGGGUGCCAGUUUAGGUAAUGGUGUUGGCGCAGGCGGUGUUACCACUGAUGGCGGUCUUGCUACAGAUGGUCCUGCUGCUGUUGAUAGUACUACUGCUAAGUAUGGUGUUGUUGAUGAUGGUACUGCUGCCCAUGCACCUGCCGUUGGUAGUGGCGCUGCAACACGUGGUCCUAGCGCCCGUGUUCCUAGCGCUCGUGGUCCUGCUACUGCUGGUGCUGCUACUACCGGUGCCACUACUGGUCCUACUAUCGGUACUACUGCUGGUCCUACUACCGGUGCCACUACUGGUGAUGUCGCUGCUGGCACUACUGCAGGUGCCGCCGCGGGAGGUGUCGGUAAAAGAAGCGGUGGUGGUUCUCAUCCAUGGAGACGUAAUGCUCAACCUGCCAGUGCCACUGACGGUGGUGUUGCAUCUGGAAAAGCACCUGCUGCUAGUUCUGCUCAACAACCUAAUAAUCACCUUGGCACCGCUGCUCCAGGUCUUGAAGAAACCAGUGAAUCUUCCAAUUAUGAUACCGAACACGUUGUUGAUGAAGGUUUUGCCGAUGGGUAUGCAGACGGAUUGAGAGAUAGCCAGUAUGAAAGUGGGUAUGACAGAGCUGGAAGAGCUGAAGGAACUGAGAAAGCUAACGGCCUUGGUGGCAGUGCCGCUGCUGCCGACGUUGCUGGUGAAGGUGGUCAAGAAGGUAUGGGCUACCGUCAAGGCGUCCAGGAUAAAUUGAACCAGGCCAAGGAUAGUUCAUGGGGUCAAAAAGUUAUAGGCAAGACCAAAGAAGAGGCCCAAGGCCAAGCUAAAGAGCAAAAGGGCAAUUUGUUCAAGAAAUUGUUCAAGAAAUGA